AUGUCAGGUAUAUUUACGGACACUGAGAUGAAUGAGCAAUACCAGGAGGACGAUGACUUUAACCAACAAGAAGAGCUAGUAAGUGACCAAGAUAUGAUGGAUGAACAGAAUGAAUUCGAACAAGAUUUCAGAGAUGAAUUUACAGAGGGAGCGUUUUUUUCUGAAUCUGAUAUGUCAGAUUAUAUUGUUGAAGCCGCUUAUGCGGUUGACUCCGUGCAAGACAUUACAUCUUUGAAAUUUAGUGAGAAUUUUGCGGAGGAAAUUGGCAAAUACCACUUUUCUACUUUGCAGCUUGCAUUUGAUUUUUAUAUGAAGUACUCAAAGUCGAAGGGCUUUAGUGCAAGGAAGAGCAAGACCUUCAAAAAUAGUAGUUGCCAGAUUUACAGACAAAUGUUUGUAUGCCAUAGGCAAGGAUUCAGGAUGGAGAAAUAUUACACGAUGGAAAAAAGGAAGAAGGAGCCUAGAUUGGAAACAAGAACUGGAUGUAAAGCCCGAAUGGAUGUUAAGUUUGUACCAGAAAGUGAAAGGUGGCAUAUCUUUUAUUUCUCUGACCAACACAACCAUGAUCUAUUGGAUACACAAUUCAGUGCUAUGUUGCCUGCCCACAGAAAAAUGUCAGAGGCAGAUAUUAUGCAAAUGAUGAACAUGCUAAAGUCAGGGAUCAGCACCUCACAAAUAUUUGGUCUUCUAGCUAGUCAGGCAGGCGGGUACGAAUUUGUUGGCUAUGGUCCCAGAGAUAUGUACAAUGAGAUUGCUCGGCAAAGGCGUCAAAUUCCUGGAGAUGCAGCACGAGUGUUGAAGAAGUUGGAGGAUAUGCGGUUGAAGGAUCCCCAAUUAUAUUUCAAGGCAUGUCACGAUUCAAGAGGUUUGUUACGUAAUUUGUUCUGGUCUGAUGGGAUUAGCCAACUAGACUACCGACUCUUCGGGGAUGUUAUAGCUUUUGAUGCUACGUACAAGAAGAACAAGUAUAGUUGUCCAUUAGUAAUAUUCAGCGGGGUUAACCACCACAACCAAACAAUUGUUUUUGCUGCUGCGUUAAUUGCGGACGAAACUACUGAUACAUAUGUUUGGCUCCUGCGUCAGCUCAUGUUUGCAAUGAGGGGCAAGACCCCGACCUCAAUCAUAACUGAUGGGGCCAUGGCGAUUAGGAAUGCAGUGAGAGAUGUAUUUCCCGAAGUCAGACAUAGAUUAUGCACUUGGCACCUUAUUCGAAAUGCAACUAGCAAUGUUGGAAAUCCAUCGUUUACAUCUAAAUUUAGAAAAAUUAUGACAGGAGACUACGAGAUUCCCGUGUUUAAGCGUAAGUGGGAUCAGCUUAUUGAAGAAUUUGGCAUUGAGGAUAAGCCCUGGGUGAUCAACAUGUACGAAGAGAAGCAUAUGUGGGCUACUGCAUAUCUAAGAGGAAAAUUCUUUGCUGGCUUUAGAACUACAUCAAGAUGUGAAGGUUUACACUCAGUUGUGGGAAGGUAUGUGGGGUCGCGGUAUGAUUUGACAAGUUUUGUAGAGCAUUUUCAAAGGUGUGUAGCACACAUGCGCUUUAACGAAUUUAAUGCUGAUUAUGAAUCUACACGUGGGGUGCCCGUCAUGCAAACUUGUAUAGAGCUGCUAGAGAGAUAUGCUGCUGAGUUAUACACUCAUGAGAUAUUUCUUUUCUUUCGGCCAUUUCUCUCCAGAGCUGGAUCAAUGCGGGUUCUGAACAUAGAUAAUACCGAUGAUUGCAUAAAGUACAUUGUGUCAACCAGCAAAUUCAAGAGUACAAGACAGAUCUAUCAACAACAGGAAAUUACUAUUUACAAAACAUUCAGAACCAAACUUCAAACCAAGACCGAAGAAGAAGAAUUGAAGAAAAAUGGAACAAAAAUUGAAGAAGAAUACCGACGAAGAAGACCGAAGAACAACAAUUUCGGAACUUCAAACCAAGAAGACCGAGCCCUCAGUGAAGAUGAAGAGGAGAAGCCACUAACCUGGGUUCCAUGCCGAGAAGCCAGUGAAGAUGAAGAGGACAUGCCGAGCAACUGGGUUCUGGACACGGGGAAGAGGAAGAAGCAGCGGCGCUGA
Messenger RNA from Arachis stenosperma, 2058 nucleotides. Its product is annotated as protein FAR1-RELATED SEQUENCE 5-like. The record is from RefSeq and is a predicted model, not a curated record. Gene Ontology annotation, biological process: regulation of DNA-templated transcription. The transcript has 2 exons. Lineage: Eukaryota; Viridiplantae; Streptophyta; Magnoliopsida; Fabales; Fabaceae. Bases 1 to 2058 code for a protein of 685 amino acids.